AUAUUUGGAUCUGAACAAAGAAGAUGCAUAAGUUGUUACACUUGAGCUAAAAGGAGUUCAGCCUCCUGUACCAAAAAUCAAGAUCUCCAAUUCGCCUUAGAAAACGAAAUUCAGCUGACACACAAACAAUUGUAGUUGAUGGUGGUUCUUCCAAUGAGGGCAAAUUAAGCCUUCAAAUAUCUGUGCCUGAAGGUUAUCAUUUCUCAAAGGUUUUACCUUCUUUGAGAGAGAAACAUGGUGAAUUCAUGCUCAGAGAGCUUGUGGUUGGCUUGCAGGAACAGGUUUUUGUUAGAAAAGUGAUUGAGUUGCAUGACAAGUACAUGACUUAUGUAAAUGACUGUUUUAUGAACCACACCCUAUUUCAUAAGGCGCUUAAAGAAGCAUUUGAAGUAUUCUGCAACAAGGGCGUUUCCGGAAGUUCAAGUGCAGAAUUAUUGGCCACAUUUUGUGAUAAUAUUCUUAAAAAAGGUGGAAGUGAGAAAUUAAGCGAUGAAGCCAUUGAAGACACACUUGAGAAGGCAUUUAAGCUGCUUGCUUACAUCAUCGAUAAAGAUCUGUUUGCUGAAUUCUAUAGGAAAAAACUUGCUCGGAGGUUGCUAUUUGACAAAAGUGCCAAUGGUGGCCAGUUUACUUCAAAGAUGGAGGGAGUGGUAACAGAUUUAACAUUAGCUAAAGAAAACCAAUCCCAUUUUGAAGAUCUCAACCAAGUAACCCAUGCAUCAAAUUUCAUAAUUGGAUUAAGAACGACUUCUUCUCAUAUUGGUGAUGCUGGACCAGAUGGCGCCACUGGUGGACGACAGCUGGCGGGUGAAAUUCGAGAGGGUGGGAGAAAACAGGUUCUCUCGGCUGCAAGGAGUAUGGAUGCUGCAGGAGAUUGUGAUGAAGCUGCUAACAGCUCUAUGUUUCCCUUACGUGUUGGUACGAGAGAUUUUACCCAUGGAUUGACCAAGUUGCCCCUACAUUAG
Molecule: messenger RNA, 965 nt
Organism: Lactuca virosa
Lineage: Eukaryota; Viridiplantae; Streptophyta; Magnoliopsida; Asterales; Asteraceae
Source: the annotation of a GenBank genome assembly